Messenger RNA from Osmia bicornis bicornis, 7523 nucleotides. RefSeq lists its product as uncharacterized. Gene Ontology annotation, cellular component: plasma membrane. The coding region runs from base 843 to 3794 and encodes 983 amino acids. Gene Ontology annotation, molecular function: protein binding. The transcript has 6 exons. The record is from RefSeq and is a predicted model, not a curated record. NCBI's taxonomy places the organism in Eukaryota, Metazoa, Arthropoda, Insecta, Hymenoptera, Megachilidae.
AGGGUAUAACGUAACAUUAUUAUCCUCGUUUAACCUUCAAACUAAUAAGUAGGGUAUUAACAAUAAGCGAUAUAUGAAAAAAGAUGAAAAACGUUGGUGUCUCGGAAUAUUACAUCGACUCGAGUAAGUUACAUCGUACUGUACUUGCAUAACGAUACUCUCUAUGUACAUAUAUUUAUGUAUGUGUGUAUACAUUGAUUGAUUUGUAGACAAUAAAUUUUAAUUUUGCAUCCGAUACGAUAAUUAUUUAAUAAUAUGACCUCAAUCGUAAUAUACUGCAUUCAUUUGAAAUAUUUGUAAAGUUUGGGGAUUUAAAAAAAAAUAAGAAUACAUAGUUAAAUUGCGAUAGAGAUUCAGGUAUUAGAAUUUCUAGUUACGUCAGUGCAGUGGCGUGUUUUAGGGCGUUGAAACGGGGAGAAAAGGAGCGAAUGCCGAUCGAUGCAUUGAGGCGCCAGGCCCUGAGCUCAACCCUGUUUCGUUCCAUCACCCUUACCCUGGUCCGGCAUGCCCUGCAGGCUGCAGCAAACCUGCCCUCCGGGCUUUAUUCUUUAGUAUGCAGUUGCGCAUCAACUUGUUCACGGCAAGUACUUUUAACGUUUCUACGAAUUUCGACGUUUUUGUUGUGACGCGACACGAAUCGAUCCAGACCCAGAUCCAGACCGUGUUAUAAUUCGCGGCUGAUAUAUUUUCAGUUUUGUGCAUUCUAUUAUUUCAAAGCUGUUCGAAAGCGAUGAUACCGAACGACACAUAAUUAUCGUGCUACGAGGCUAGUGAUUACUUGGUGUUAUCGAUUCGAAGCUACGUUGUCAAGCUUGCUAUUGUGAUGUUCGAUUCACUGACAGAUGAUUAUGGAGAUAGCUGAUGCCGGAGGUGGUUGUAAACAAUACCGUCUAGUUUUGGUAUUAUUGGUAUUAUUUUUUCUGUUCGAGUGGACAGACCGCGUGGUGGUAGCUGGCGAUUGCGGUCUGGCCGAGUUAACUUGCCGAGACGGGCAUUGCGUACCGAUCGAUGCUUAUUGCAACGGACGAGAUGAUUGCGGAGACAACAGUGACGAGCCAGCUAUGUGUACACCCUGUAAUCGUACGUAUCACGGCCGAGAAGGACGUACGUACAAAUUGGAUCUUCCGAGACCUGCCGAGGAACGUUUACCGUUCCUUUGUCAUUUAACGUUCACCGCUGCUGGUCAAGGAUACGGUGAAUUGGUCCAACUGUUAUGGGACGCGUUUAGCGUAGGCAGGGUAGAUCCAAACACCGAUAGCUUCGUCACCAGCUGCCCGGAAGGAUCGUUGCAAUUAGCCGAAUUAGGUAGACAUUUCACCGGUGGCUCUUGGUGCGGAGUCGGUGAAGGAAAAGCUAGCUAUUAUAGCGAGACCAGUACCGUAACAGCCUCUAUACGACUAUUUCACGCACCUGCUUCCGUUCCGUUCGAAUUUCAUCUACGAUAUAGAUUCGUAGCCCGCAACGAAGCUGUUGCUAGAUUAGGUAAACCCGAGGUUCCUAUCGAGAGGGGUUCACCGGUACCUGGUACUUAUUGUUCUCGAAAUUUUUACGAAUGUCAUUUGAACCAAUGCAGACUGCAAAGUCCAAAUUAUCCAGGAGAGUAUCCGCGAAACGCCAGCUGUUUGAUCACCAUCAGACAAAAAGAGGUACCGACUUGUAAGCACGCGAUGAUUUCUGUGAAAUCAACGCCGACCGGUCCGUCCGGGAUAACAUCGGUUAACGCUACCUUGACCGUAUGGCAAGAUUGUCCUCCCGAGAAGGAUCGGCUUAUCUUUCGCGACGGUGUUCGAGCCGAAGAUCCAAUUUUAUUGAUAUAUUGCGGAGGAGCUUUACCGAGAAUCACUGCCAGAGGUCCGACGAUGCAAGUAGAAUUUCAAAGUUCUCCGAUAGCUAUACCUCUUGGUGGUUCCGCAUUGCGAAUCGAACUCGAGAUUCAAGUGGUUUACGUCGAUUCAGACGGAUUGGACUACGCGAAAGAUCCCCAAGGUUGUCAUUUUUUUGUAAAUGGUACUAACAAAAGAACCGGUGUAUUGAGAGCACCGCAACACGCACUGCCACCAAAUUCUACCUGUACCUGGAAUAUCAAAGGAUCCGCAGGGGACAGAGUGUGGAUAUAUUUUUCUUCUUAUUCUCAGAGGGACUUGACGGACUUGAGUCAAGUUGAAAACAAUGCUAGUUCUCGAUCGGAUGUGCCGUGUGCAGUGAAAUUUAUUUUUUGGGACGGUACUCCGACUACUGGACUCGCAAUGGCUACCCUUUGCGACGAUACGCCAAAGUUGUGCGCGCAUGCAGCUCUAAGGAAUAUCACGAGAAGUACAAGACCGUGUACAACGGAGGAAAGUUACAUUACGGUAGCACCGUCUUUGACUUUACACAUGGAAGCUACUUUCGGCACUGCUCUUCAUACAGUCAAUUUUAAUGCACAGUACGAAUUUAUUUCAACUAUACAAGUUGGCGAACCUUGGGGUGACGGUCUUUGUAGCAGAGUCUGGCGUAAAGUUCGAAGCGGAGAAGUAACAUCACCGCGCGACGUUCGUCUUUUCGGAAGAGGAGGAUCUGCGAGAUUAGAUUGCAGAUACAGAAUCGAAGCUGGUGCGGACGAACGAGUGCGAUUAACGUUGCACAACGUUAGUCUAGGCGAAUCGACCGUUUGUACGAGCGAACCAGAUCCUCACACUGGUCGACCACGGUGUGUUCAAGAAAGCAACAACAACAACAACAACAACAACAACAGGCAAGCUCGUCUAGUUUUAUACGAAGCUCCUUGGCGAGACGUGAAGCUUGCCAGAGCUUGUUUCUGUGAUAAUACCUCGCAUCUUCCUUUCACGCACAUCUCUUCGAGCAGAGCUUUAGAAAUUACUUUUCUAGUCGAUCACCAAGCUCCACACGAAGACUUUGAAACGCUCUUUUUCUAUGCCAGUUUCGAACUCGUUCGAGCACCCGAGUGUCCCAGGAAACAAAGAGUACGCGGCGAAGGUGGUGAAUUACGAUUCGUCGCUCCUCCGUUAUCGAGACCAGACAUUUACUGCGAAGGACUUCCAUGGUUGGUGGAAGCUCGCGAAAACAGAUCCUUGUUUCUUCUUACUUGGGGCUGGUUCCUUCCCCUCGAACCUCCUCCUGUAUCAGAAAUGAACGAGCAAGCAAAGUGCCCGACUACCAAUAGAAUUCUUCUUUAUUCCGGCUGGCCACCGAAACUUUUAAAAGUGGUAUGCCCUGCUGAACCAGGUGCCAGAGAAUUCACGGUUCAUGUAUUCUCCGAAGAAUGGCUAGGAGGUACGGACGAAGCUAAAUGGCCAGGUCCACCAAGACCACCCGCCCUUCUCUUGGACUUUGUCGCGAGAGAGUCUGGUCAAGCGGCAGCUUCUUGGCUUGAAAUUUCGAAAAGCAGAGCCGCGUUACGUAGACAAUUACGUUUACCCGAGAGAGGAGGAGGAGGAGGAGGAGGAGUGGAAAACGAUACGUCACCUCAUGCUGCAGACUGUCCUCAUAAAUGUCCUGAAUUGGGUGCUUGCAUCGCCGCCAGUCUUUGGUGCGAUGGAAGAUCUCAUUGUCCAUCUGGAUUUGACGAAGCAAACUGUGGUAAUGGUGCAAAAUUGCUUGGGCUACUUCCUUCGGAAAUGUGGCUCGUUUUGGCAGCUGUUGCUGGAAUUAUCACCGCUUUCGCGUGCUUCUUUGCGAUCCUCAUCACCAGGUCUAAAGCACGUACAAAAAGACUUCAUUACAAGGGUACAAAGAAAAGCAAUAGACCGAGACGAGCACCAACAGAAGAAACGUUACUCGGAGCGGCAUCCUGACAACAGCAACCCGGUUUCGUGGAGUAUAUCCACGUAGACCGGGAGACUACUGUUUAGCAAUAUUCUCUCUGCUUUACCGUCCAUUAACUUAUUGCUACCACCUAUCAUAAUUCUCAUCAAGGUAUUUUUUCUUUUUAUUCUCUUUUCAGUUCAUUGUACCAUCAUUCUCUAUUAUUCUAUUAUACAUUUCUUAUUCAUUUAUACGAUACUUAUUUAUUGGUAUUUAUUAGCCAAGGUAGUAACUAAGUAAGUAAGUAAGUAAGUAAGUAAGUAAGUACUAUACUUACGAUAUAGAAAGGGACACAAAGUAUAGCCAUAUUGUUGAAUUUGUUGUUAGAAUUAGAGAUACUGCAGGAUCAACAGCUAGCCAUUUUCAAACUCGUAAACGUAAUGUGAUUCAGUUAAUAUAAUUAUAAUUACACACUGACGUAACGUUUCAUGAUCCAGAAAACCAAAGAGAUCGUAAAUGCAAGUAAUAUAAUAUAUCGUUUCAAAUUCUUAUAUGUAAUACUUAAAAUACUAUACAGGUUGCUCAAAAGAUAUUGUAACUGCCAAAAGAUACCUUAAGUUCAAUUAACGAGUACGACAUUUUUAGUAGCAACAGAAAGAGUAUGAUAUAGAAAUAUAAAACAUAAUUAUUCUCUAUGCACAAGAAUAACUUUUUCAUAUUUCAUUCGUUUCUUCAGAGAAUUUAAAAAUACUAUCAAGUACAUAAUCGUAUAUACAUAAAUACAUAUGUAGUUGCCAUAAUUUUAUCGAUGAUGCCAAAGAUUCAUUUUUUCAUAUUAUAUUUAGUACCGAUAGUUUUUUACGUCAAUUUUUCAGUUUAUUUUUAUGACUUUUGCUCAAAUAUUUCAUUGCAAUGUAUUUUAAACGAGUUUCAUUGAAACAUACGAAAAUAUAAAAAUAUGACGAGUUAUCCAACUUGUAACUUGUUCAUCGAAUUCGUUGAAAGAAAAAACAACAAAAAAAAAAAAAAAAAAAAAAACCACAAAAGAAUCUAAACAUUGAUGUUGAUAAUAUGUGUUAUAUACAUAUAUAUAUUUUUUUUCUUCUAAAUAUAAAAACUGCAAAAAGUACUGUACUCGUAAGGGAACAAUUGUAGGUCAAGUUCCAGCGCACAAGAAAUUAUAAGAAAAAUGAAGGGAAUAAAAACAGGACUUAGCUAAAAGGGUAACGGUAGAAAACGACCAAUUUUGAAUUUUGCUACUGUACAAAUUUGACAAUUGGUGGUGAAAUGCAGAAUUGAUAGCUUUUUACAAUUCUUCUUUAAGGGUACAAUAUUAUACAUAUAACAGUGUCGUCCUCAUUUUUCUUGUACAAUUUCUCUGUUUAAUUCAUAAUUGUGUUUAAUCAUAUUUCUUACUUAUUUUUUUCCAUUAAUAUGUACUUGUAAAAAAUUCAUUUCUUUUUGAUCUUAAAUAGUAGAGAAAAUUAAACGAAAUCAAUAAACGGAACUAAAGUAUAAAAGUAGAGAAAAGUUAGGGAGAAUACUUCUUAAAAUAUUCUAAAAAGUAAAAGAAAUAAAAAAAAAAAAGAAAAAAGAAAAAAUCGCUGUUAUACAAUAUUUAGUAGUAUAAUAGCGUAAUAGUUGCACUAACAAAGCAUAGAAGUAAGAAAAUUAGUUGUGACGCAAAGUGUGUUGGACGAUACAGAACGUAAUAAUUUAUGAUCAUGUAAGCACAUUGAUAAUGUUAAAGUGUUGUUAUUGAAAUAUAACUGUUGUUACACGAACAACAAGGUAUUGUAAUGUUCAAAGAAAAAAAGAAAAAAUGGAAAAAAAAAAGAAGAAAAAUUAAAAGACGAAUACGUUUGCCUAUUAGAUUAUUUAUAAGUAGAUGACAUAUUUAAACGAUCAUAUUCAAGGUGAAUAAAUCAAAUCUAGUUUUUAAUUAAACUAUUAUACAUCUAUCGAUACAUGAAUCUUGAGUAACAGGAUAGAAUAUUAUAUUUAAUAAGCAGAAAUUGUCAGGUACCCUUCUUAGAUUCGAAUGAGUAUUAGCGUGUAAAAACUUAUUCAAAUCUGAGAAAUUCUUCUUGUAAACACCAUUAUAAGGAAUGAAAGUAUAAAUCUCAAGAUGCAUGUAGUAAUUCUAUAAAAAGAAAAAUAAAGAACAAAGCGAAAAAAACCUAUAUAUGUACAUUAUAGGUAUUAUAAGUGGAAUAAUUGGAAAAUUAAUGUUUAAACUACUGUGUAUUUUAGUUUGGCCUGGAACGCUUCUAGUAAAAAGUUAUGCCACGAGUGUGACUGACUGGGUAUAGAAAAGCAAAGAGGAAAAGCAAAGUGAAGAGCAUUGUUGCGAGAUAGAUUCGGUAUGAAAGAGUACAUUUUCAUGUAUCACAUUUUUUCAUCUGAUGAUUCAUGAUAUGUUUUCAAUAUUUUCAAUUCUAAUCAAUUACUAAACGCGUAGGAACUUUCUAUUGUAUGUAUGUAAUCUAUUUCGUUCUAAUCUAUCUGUAUUGUAUUGUAAAUAACGUGGCAGAUUCACGUUUCUUUUAGGCUGUGUGUUACCUACUUUCGAUUGUCACGUUCAGAAUAUUUUUAAUCCAGACCAUAUAUGUAUAAUAUUAUGUAGCUCAACUAUAACUAGCGACGAAUAUUCAAAGAAUCUUUGCGGAGGAAGAUUUAUACUAACUAAACCAUUCUAAUCGAGAUAUGUAUGUACUUACACGAUAUACACAAGUACAUCAUAUUGUAGAGUAUCGAGAAAGAGGUACAUUUUUUGGAGAGCAAACUAUACUUCUCUUAGGAUUUAUUAUUAGCGACGCAAGAAAAGAAUUGAAAUUGUAUUGUAUUGUAUUGUAUUGUAUGUACCUACAUGUACCAGGGUGUUGGGCUACGGAUGGGCAUCCUUUGAGAAAGUGGUUCAACAACUUUUUCCUUUAACAAAAUGCUCGUUAAAGCUUAGUUUUUGAUUCAAGUGAUUACUCAGAAUUACCUCAGUUACAAUCCCCUGCAAGGAUGUCGACUCGUAGCUGAAUAAUGCAUUGGUAAACCUUUCUUUUUUUACGUAAGGGAAAUCCUCAUGGACACCACACCAUAUCAGGGUGGUCCUAGAUCCUCUGCGGUGGAAGAGCUCUGAUGAACACGUCCCGGAGGAGAUCAACGGGACGGGACCACCGCUGUUGUUGCGGGGGAAAGGGUGGCUGGUCUUCCUCCUUAGGCGACGGCGCUGCUCCUCUUCUAUGUACUAGAAGAACUGAUGAACCCAACAGACAUUGAAACUCUUUCUUUUCUUAUUUCUCAUUUAACAUAAAAAGCAUUAGGUUUUCAAUAGGAUAUACCACCAGGUGUUUGCAUUACUUUAUAAUAUAAUAGUGCGAGUAUUAUUUUAAGUUUCAAAGACCCAAGAUAAUGAUGUAUUUAUACAAGUGUGUAGUGUAUGGUAUAAAGGAACGAACAUUGAUCUGCGCUAUGGAGAGUUAAAAUAGAGUGCAGAUUUGAUUGCCUUUUACGAUUUAAGAGGAGUGAGUUUGUGACACAAAGUCACUCCUCUUGUUUAGAAAUAAUGAACGAGAAAGUUGAUCGAUUAUUUCGAUACAUUUUAAACAUUGUAGAGAUAGUUGCCAAAGCAAACAUUAGAAAAAAUAAUUAUCAAACAUCUUCCACAAACGUGUUUCCGUUUACUACCUACUUGCUACUUACAUAAGUAGGUACUUGUUAAAAUUUACUUAAAAUGAGUGCUUCGAAAAAUGGAAUAUUAUAAUAAAUGAUACGAUACGAUAACA